UGACGUUUUAAGCAUACAUGAAUUACAUAAACGUUAAGAAGUAUUUCCCCAUCUUCUCUUUAUAUUUUAUUUGAUCAUCACUUCAAUUUCAUUCUCGCACAGAAGAAAAGAAUAAAUAGACCUCUCCUCUCUUUCUGUGUGUGUCUCAAACAUGGCUUCAUCUACGACCAACAACAGCAAAGAGAUAGCCGCAGAGAUUCCCACUGUGGUGAGGGUGUACAAGGAUGGCACCGUGGAACGCCUCAGAGAAUCCCCGUUUGUGCCACCCUCCCUUGACGACCCACAACUCACUGUCUCCUCCAAAGACACACUCAUCUCACACGAACCCUCCAUCUCCGCUCGCCUUUACCUUCCAAAACACACUCACAACAACAAACUCCCCAUCUUGGUCUACUUCCAUGGCGGUGGAUUCUUAUUUGAAUCCGCUUUCUCUCAAUCCUACCACUCCCACUUCAACUGCUUUGUCUCCCAAGUUGAUGUCAUAGUUGUCUCUGUAGAAUACAGGCUCGCACCGGAACACCCUCUCCCAGCAGCAUAUCAUGACUGUUGGGCUUCUCUUCAAUGGGUUGCCGCUCAUUAUUCCUCUCCAAACCCACCCAACAAGGAGCCAUGGUUGAUCAACCACGGUGACUUCAGCAGAGUUUUCCUAGGAGGUGAUAGCGCUGGCGGGAACAUCGUUCACAACAUGCUUAUGCGUGCUGGCUCUGAGACUUUACCUGCUUCUGUCAAAGUGUUGGGUGCUUUUCUUUCCCAUCCAUUCUUCUAUGGUUCACAACCGAUCGGGUCAGAACAGGCUAUUGCUACCCCCGACUACAUGCUUAAAGUUUGGAACUUCGUGUUCCCUUGUGCCCCUGGUGGGAUUGAUUGCCCUAUGAUCAAUCCAAUGGCUGAUGGGGCACCAACCUUGGCUGGACUUGGAUGCUCUAAGAUGCUGAUCUGUGUUGCCGGCAAAGACAAGUUAAGGGACAGAGGAAUUUGGUACUACGAUGCUGUCAAGAAUAGUGGCUGGCUUGGGGAAUUGGAUCUUUACGAGGAGACUCAAGAGGACCAUGUUUAUCAUAUCCACAAUCCUCAAUCUCACGCUGCCUUCAAUUUCGUCAAACGCUUGUCCUCUUUCCUUCUUGGAUAGAAUAUAGAUCGAUCAAGUCAAUAAAGAAUAUGAAUUACGGUGCCGUCUGUGGGGGGGCUACACUAAUUCGCUGGCUAUAGUAGCUAUAAAUGGACAGCCAAUUGAAUUGAGACAUGUGACCAAAGGGAUUGUUUCACCUGCUUAGUUUUGGUUUUUAAAUAUAACUGUUAAAGUAAUUAUCAUAAAACUUGAUGCAACUCACUUUAUCAAUAAGGUUUAUUUUUUUCAA
Arachis duranensis is the source of this 1358-nucleotide messenger RNA. Its product is annotated as 2-hydroxyisoflavanone dehydratase-like. Bases 152 to 1129 code for a protein of 325 amino acids. Gene Ontology annotation, molecular function: hydrolase activity. The record is from RefSeq and is a predicted model, not a curated record. NCBI's taxonomy places the organism in Eukaryota, Viridiplantae, Streptophyta, Magnoliopsida, Fabales, Fabaceae. The transcript has a single exon.